Miscanthus lutarioriparius is the source of this 1329-nucleotide messenger RNA. Lineage: Eukaryota; Viridiplantae; Streptophyta; Magnoliopsida; Poales; Poaceae. The record is from the annotation of a GenBank genome assembly.
AUGGACAAACAAUUCCGGUCGCUUUGUCUGUACAUGCAGAUUGCAGAAGGCUCCAAGAGCGAGCACCUCAUCUCUUAUAUUACUCUCACGUCUCACCUCCACCACACCCUUCAUUUCUUGCUCCCGCUGGUCUGGUCUCCACACGCUUUGUCUGUUCUGCUGCUGCAAGUGGAAGAAGAAGCGCAGGUGUCGCGGAGCCUGCCUAUCGACGACGCCAGCAUGGGAGAGAUCACCAAUGUCAUGGAGUACCAGGCCAUCGCGAAGCAGAAGCUUCCGAAGAUGGCCUACGACUACUACGCGUCCGGCGCUGAGGACGAGUGGACGCUGCAGGAGAACAGGGAGGCCUUCUCCAGGAUCCUGUUCCGUCCACGCAUACUGAUCGACGUGUCCAAGAUCGACAUGACCACCACCGUGCUGGGAUUCAAGAUCUCCAUGCCCAUCAUGGUUGCCCCCACUGCUAUGCAGAAGAUGGCUCACCCAGAUGGGGAGUACGCCACAGCGCGCGCCGCAGCUGCAGCAGGCACUAUAAUGACAUUGUCAUCCUGGGCAACUUCAAGCGUUGAGGAGGUUGCCUCAACUGGGCCAGGGAUCCGCUUCUUCCAGCUCUAUGUCUACAAGGACAGGAAAGUGGUGGAGCAGCUUGUGAGGAGAGCUGAAAGGGCUGGGUUCAAGGCCAUCGCGCUCACCGUCGACACCCCGCGCCUUGGCCGCAGGGAAGCUGACAUUAAGAACAGAUUUGUUCUGCCACCACACCUGACACUGAAGAACUUCGAAGGUCUGGACCUCGGCAAAAUGGACCAGGCUGCUGAUUCAGGGCUGGCUUCCUACGUCGCCGGCCAAGUCGACCGCACCCUGAGCUGGAAAGACGUGAAGUGGCUGCAGACCAUCACCACGAUGCCGAUCCUCGUCAAGGGUGUGAUCACUGCUGAAGACACGAGGCUUGCGGUGGCGAACGGCGCGGCGGGGAUCAUCGUGUCCAACCACGGCGCGCGGCAGCUGGACUACGUGCCGGCGACCAUCAGCGCGCUGGAGGAGGUCGUGAAGGCCACCCGGGGCCAGAUCCCCGUGUUCCUCGACGGCGGCGUCCGCCGCGGCACCGACGUCUUCAAGGCGCUCGCCCUCGGCGCCGCCGGCGUAUUCGUCGGCAGGCCGGUGGUGUUCUCUCUGGCGGCGGCGGGCGAGGCCGGGGUGUCCAACGUCCUGCGGAUGCUGCGGGACGAGUUCGAGCUCACCAUGGCGCUCAGCGGCUGCACCUCCCUCGCCGACAUCACCCGCAACCACGUCAUCACCGAGUCCGACAGGCUCCGCGUCAUGCCGUCGCGGUUGUAG